CGGAUAAUCGUACACCUGUAUUAAGUUAGAAGAAGCUCCCGUCUUCCUCUAGAUCUGAGCUUCAGUUCAACCUCACUGCCAAAAUCUAGGGUUUCAAGGUUAGGAACUCAAGCUAGCUAGGUUUUGAAUCGCCAAUCGCGGUGUUGAUUUUAUUUUUUAUUUUUAAAGUUCUGCUGUGCCGAAUCCCCUACGUUGUUCCAGUGGAAUUGCUAAAUUUCUUUUUGACUCUGAUUUUCGCUGUCCAAGACUUGGAUGCUCGAAAACUGUUAAGCAAUAAUCACAGAGCUUGUGAAAUAAUAUCUUGUUAUGGAAAUCGUGAACAAAAUAUAUUUGGAUAUGUAUGUAUCUGUUACUGCGUAGUCAAACUUCGUUGGGAGUUUCGAGCUGAAUCGUGCGUGGUUGAGGAAUUCCAGGUUGAUACUGGAAGGUUUGGUUCAUGGGAGUUUGGAGCUUAGCUUAUUGAAACUGUUGAGUCUUUGGAGGUUGCAAUUCGUGCACUGCUUUCAGUUGAUCCAAGACAUUAGUAUAUAAGCCCUGCACGUUUCUGAGAAAUUUUAGUUGGGAUUCGGAGAUUACUUGCUUGCUUAAUUUGAUUGAGAAACGGAUCAAGUUAGGUUGACAUAUGUGGGGUUUGGGAUAAGAAAGCGAGUGGGUGAAAGAUGGCGCUUAAGCUUCCUGCUGCAGAAGCAGCUAAGGUGGCUAUUCAGUCGAUUGGCCGUGGAUAUGAUAUUUCCUUGGAUCUUAGACUAAAGUAUUGCAAGGGAGAUUCACAUAUGAUGGAGAUUAAUGAGGAUCAGUGCCGGGAGAUUAUUCUUCCAGGUGGAACCUCAGUUGCUGGUGUUUCAAAAUCAAUCAAAUGCGAUAAAGGAGAGCGGACACGAUUUCGUUCUGACGUUCUGACUUUCCAGCAGAUGUCAGAGCAAUUAAAUCAAGAGCUGUCAUUGACGGGAAAAAUUCCUUCAGGGCUCUUCAAUGCAAUGUUUGAGUUUUCUGGUUGUUGGCAGAAAGACGCAGCAUACACCAAAACUCUUGCUUUUGAUGGUAUGUUUAUAACACUGUAUACGGUUGCACUAGAAAAGUCUCAGAUGGUGCUUAAGGAUCAUGUGAAGAGAGAAGUUCCAUCAUCAUGGGAGCCUGCAGCGUUGGCAAGGUUUAUUAGCAAGUUUGGGACUCACAUCAUUGUGGGUGUAAAGAUGGGCGGGAAGGAUGUAAUUUACAUGAAACAGCAGCAUUCCUCAUCACUUCAACCCGCUGAUGUGCAGAAGAGAUUGAAGGUGAUGGCAGAUAAGAGGUUCUUAGAUGCAAAUGGACAAAAUGAACUGGGUUCCGAGCAAGUAUACCAAUCUGAGAAGUUUGAAACGAAGGAGACACGGACACGGCUCAGGUUUGCAGAUACUGGCACAUCAAGUUCUUAUGCAUAUAAAGAUGAUAUUGUUAGCAUGUGCAAAAGGAGAGGUGGAAGUGAUAGCACAAACUUGAAUCAUCAGGAGUGGCUGCAAACAGUUUUGAAGGAGCCUGAUGUUAUUUCUAUGUCCUUUAUCCCAAUAACAUCCCUACUAAAUGGUGUUUCAGGAAGUGGCUAUUUGAGUCAUGCAAUUAAUCUUUAUUUGCGCUAUAAGCCACCAAUUGAAGAACUCCAUCAGUUUCUGGAGUUUCAGCUUCCUAGGCAGUGGGCACCUGUAUUCAGUGAUCUUCCUCUUGGUCCUCAGCGAAGACAGCAAAACACAACCUCCCUGCAGUUUAGUCUUAUGGGCCCAAAACUUUUUAUAAAUGCCACAGCGGUUGAUGUGGGUAAAAGACCUGUAACUGGUCUGAGAUUGUAUCUUGAAGGUAAAAGAAGCAACCGCUUGGCUAUUCACUUGCAACAUCUCUCCUCUCUUCCAAAUAUAUUCCAACUUGAGGAUGACCCGGGUGGCAAUUUUCGCCAGGAAUCAUAUGAUCGGAGAUAUUAUGAGAAAGUACAAUGGAAAAACUUUUCCCAUGUAUGUACGGCUCCUGUUGAAACUGAAGAUGAGCUUUCCAUAGUCACUGGAGCACAAUUACAGGUUGGGAAUUAUGGAUUUAAGAAGGUUCUUUUCCUCCGUUUACGUUUCUCGACUGUUAAAGGAGCUGUUUCAGUUAAGUAUCCAGAAUGGGAUGGAUCCCCUGGGUUGGCACGUAAAUCUGGACUUAUUUCAACUCUAAUUAGUCAUCACUUCACAGCAGUCCAGAAACCACCUCCGCAACCGGCUGAUGUGAAUAUUAAUUCUGCUGUGUACCCAGGGGGCCCUCCUGUUCCCAUCCAAACUCCCAAACUCUUGAAGUUUGUUGAUACGACAGAGAUGACAAGAGGGCCACAGGAACCACCUGGCUAUUGGGUUGUUUCAGGAGCAAGACUUGUAAUUGAAAAGGGGAAGAUCUCACUUAGGGUCAAGUAUUCGUUACUUACUGCCAUUCAGCCUGACGACGAUGAUGAACUGGAAUAAGAUUUGUAUAAUAACUUAGAAGUCGACCAAAGACAUAUUGAAAUGGACGGUUGUUAUAUCAGAGCGGCUGUAUCCACCUCGAGACCUCACAGAUGACGAGCCACAAACUUCCAUAGAGUAGAAGAUUUCAUGCCGGGGGCUGCGCAUCCAUUUUGAACUUGAGAUGUUACUUGUCCCUGUCUUCCUAAUCCUUGUUGUAUCAAUAUGGUUAUUUUAUGUAGAUUCCACAAUCAGGUUUUCUACAUAAACAUUGUGGGAACGGUUCCCUAGUCGAGUAGAAGGUAGAUUUAUGUGUUGGCAGCUCGCAUUUUUUUAUACUAUUAUGUAAGAUGGUUUGUAUAAGUUUGUUGCAUACAUUAAGAAGUUGCUGAA
Messenger RNA from Salvia hispanica, 2837 nucleotides. RefSeq names its product MAC/Perforin domain-containing protein. Gene Ontology annotation, cellular component: plasma membrane. Gene Ontology annotation, biological process: regulation of salicylic acid mediated signaling pathway; plant-type hypersensitive response. The record is from RefSeq and is a predicted model, not a curated record. NCBI's taxonomy places the organism in Eukaryota, Viridiplantae, Streptophyta, Magnoliopsida, Lamiales, Lamiaceae.